AUGUCUGGCGCCGGCGCCGGCGGUGACGCCACCCUCUUCGAGGAGAGCUUCACCAUUACCGACUUUGACCAGUCCAAGUACGACCGCGUGGCGCGCAUCUCGUGCACUUCGAGUGACUCGCAGACCGUCAUGGUCCUCGACAUCAACACGGAGCUUUUCCCCUGCGCCGAGUCCGACUCGCUGCACGUGGUCCUUAGUACCACGCUCUCGCCCGACGGCGUCCGCGACGACGACAAGGGCUGGCGCGACGUGGGUAAAGGCGGCGAUGCGCCGGCCACGCUCGCGGAUCUGUACGACUACGUUUGCUACGGCAAGAUUUACAAGUUUGAGGAGACGUUUGACGGCGCGACAAUCAAUGCAUAUGUUUCUUUUGGGGGUCUGCUCAUGUCGCUACAGGGCCCUGUCAAGAAGCUCACUCCUCUGCGAGUCGACAAUGUGUAUCUGUUGAUCAAGAAAUAA
Molecule: messenger RNA, 459 nt
Organism: Beauveria bassiana ARSEF 2860
Lineage: Eukaryota; Fungi; Ascomycota; Sordariomycetes; Hypocreales; Cordycipitaceae
Product: DNA-directed RNA polymerases I
Exons: 2
Coding region: 1-459 (152 amino acids)
Biological process (GO): DNA-templated transcription
Cellular component (GO): RNA polymerase II, core complex; RNA polymerase III complex; RNA polymerase I complex
Molecular function (GO): DNA-directed RNA polymerase activity
Source: RefSeq, a predicted model, not a curated record